AGUGUGUCGCUCGUGUCGAGAGCUCGUCUAUGGGCGGGCAUGGGCAACAUUUAUCAAGUGAGCUGGAAGAGUGGUAGCAAUAACAACAACAAAAAGUCUAUCAUCGUCAAGUACGUACACCCCCGACUGUCCAGCGGCAAGUUGUCGAUUGGUGAUCAACGCAAACUGGACAGUUACAUUGUGGAAUCCAAUUUUUACGAACAGUUUGCUCCCAACCUACACAGUGUAGAAGACGUGCCACUGCCACCACCACCCUACCACAUCGAACGCAAUUUGAGUGACAAGACGCAUCCGACUAUUAUCAUUGCCAUGGGAGAAUUGCAGCAAAGUCCUGCUGCUUCCGGAGGUUAUAAUGACGAGAAUGACAAUACUCACAAAGACGUCAUGGCAUGGCUGGCCAAGUUUCAUGCGGCAACCUGGCAAUCCACAACCACAGAACUGCAACCUGUAGGAUCUUAUUGGCAUUUGGACACGCGUCCCAACGAAUGGCAGGACAUGCCGCGCCAUGGGUGGGAAGGUCGCUUGAAAAAGGCCGCCCGUGCCAUUGACGAACGAUUGAAACGAGAUCCACUCCAAUGUCUCGUCCACGGCGAUACCAAAGAUGCCAAUAUUCUCUAUUGCGACAACAACGAAUUGGCCUUUUGCGAUUUCCAAUACGUCGGAAGAGGUCCACCGUCCCGCGAUUUGUCCUAUUAUUUUUGUUCGUCGCAUGUCGAUGAUUACGAGGAAUUGGUCCAAUUCUAUUUUGAUAGUCUGCUGCAGCACUUGACGGCACGUGGAAUCACAACCGCGGCGUUACCGACACGACAACAAUUGGACGAUUCUUUGGAACUGGCAUUUUGCGAUUUUUGUCGCUUCAUGGCCGGUUGGGGGUAUUGGGGAUACGAUUUGUCAAAGCAAGUCAAGGUGACACUGGACAAACUCGAUGGAGGGAAAAUGUUAAAGACGGAACAGGAUUACCAAGAGGCUAUGGAACGAGUGUUUGGGUAAUAGAGAGAUACAAAAAGAGAUAGAUGGACAGCCGUCUUGGGGACAUGACAAUGAUGAAGAACAGUGACUACCAACAAGAUAAACAAUCUACAGUAACCCAGCCAGCUAAUGACAACAUCCACUGCCAUUUUCUUCAGUGUUUGUGUUGGCGUCGCUGCCUUGUUUUUCCACCGCACCACUCUGCUUCCUUUGACUUUCGUUACCGUUUGUUCCGAGCUCGUUCAAAGUCGGUGGUAGAUGGCACUUACUUUGUCCCCCCCAGCCAUGCACACAAGAAUGUACACGUUCAAGGGCAUGGACAGUAAAACAUCAUGGUAUAAGUGAAUCAAAUCAACCCGAGGUAGCAGCUGCCACGAGAUACGUCACGACCGUGCCGUCCACAUGCUCACCUCGCUAACAAUGUUUGCAGACCACCGUCUCCAAGAAUGCUGCGCCGACAAGACUACUGCCACAAUUCAUGCAGCCCAAUGCCAUUCCACCUUGGCCGCUGGCAACGAUCCCUUGAAACAGAGAGUUAAAAACUCUUCCCUUGGGAAAGAUGCAUUUCACAAAGUGCAUGACCAGCCAUGGGUGUCACUCCGUUUGUCCAGCAUUCCAAACGAAGAACGAAGGUGACAUGGUCGUUGCCUUUCUGUGGCAUUCAUCAUUCCUAGCUAUGCAUAGUGCUGCAGUACCAGAUAGGAAGGCCAUUGUCAUUUUUUUCAUCGUGGCUGAGAGCGCAGUUUUGUUCAAGCUGCAAUACUAGUACGCUCCUUUAGAGAUCACGCAAUGAGAAGGAAUUGAAACGCCUGAGCUGUUACA
Seminavis robusta is the source of this 1791-nucleotide messenger RNA. Lineage: Eukaryota; Bacillariophyta; Bacillariophyceae; Naviculales; Naviculaceae. The record is from the annotation of a GenBank genome assembly.